GGCGGGGGACAUGGCGCCCGGGCCCGGGCUGAGGAGGAAGGGGGCCGCGGGGCUGGCCCACCUGCGCUGGCCGCCCUUCCUGCGCCAGAGCCUGCGCCGGGCCUGGCAGGACAAGCACCUGGUGCUCUUCGAGCCCCAGUACACCCCGCUCGUGGCCGCCUGCCUCUGCCUGGCGGAAGUGGGGGUCAAUCACUGGGUCAUACAGAGGGUGGCAUAUACAGAGAUUGACUGGAAAGCCUACAUGGAUGAGGUGGAGGGUGUUAUCAAUGGGACCUUGGAUUACACCCAACUAAAGGGGGACACAGGCCCCCUUGUGUACCCUGCUGGGUUUGUUUACAUAUUUCUGGGUCUGUAUUAUGCCACUGGCCAUGGCACCAACGUCCGCCUGGCCCAGUACUUCUUUGCUGCGCUUUACCUCGUCACAUUGCUGCUUGUUUUCCGCAUCUAUACCCGAACGAGUAAGGUCCCUCCCUACGUUUUCUUCUUCAUGUGCUGCGCCUCCUACCGCAUCCACUCAAUCUUUGUCCUGCGCCUUUUCAAUGACCCAGUUGCCAUGGCAAUCCUUUUCCUGGCUGUCAACCUCUUCCUGGAGGAGCGGUGGUCCUGGGGCUGCUUCUGCUUCAGCCUGGCUGUGUCUGUGAAAAUGAACAUUCUGCUCUUUGCGCCAGGUCUACUUUUCCUUCUCCUGUGGCGCUUUGGCCUCGUAGGUGCUGUUCCCAAGCUUGCCAUCUGUGCAGUCCUGCAGGUGGUUCUGGGGCUUCCCUUCCUGGUGGUAAAUCCCGUCGGGUAUCUGACCCACUCCUUUGAUCUGGGCCGCCAGUUCCUCUUCAAGUGGACAGUAAAUUGGCGAUUCUUGCCAGAAGAGGUUUUCCAGCACCGGGCUUUCCACCUGGCACUGCUGAUCGCCCACUUGACUGCCUUGGGGCUCUUUGCAUUGAAUAGGUGGCACAGGUCUCACGAAAACAUUCUGUCACUGCUGAAGAAUCCAGCGGAGAGAAAGAACCCUCCACAGCCCCUCUCAGCCAAUCAGGUAGUCUUUCCUCUCUUCACUUCCAAUUUCAUCGGCAUUUGCUUCAGCCGCUCCUUGCAUUAUCAGUUCUAUGUGUGGUAUUUCCACACUCUGCCCUACCUGCUCUGGUGCACGCCUCCCAAGAAGCUUGCUCACCUGCUAAAGGUGCUUAUCCUAGGUUUGAUUGAGCUCUCUUGGAACACAUAUCCCUCGACAGUUUACAGUGCAGCCUCCCUACACGUCUGUCACGGCAUCAUCCUUCUGCAGCUCUGGUACGGGACGGCGUCUUCCUCAGCCGCCCAGGAAGGAAAGCAGCCGUCGAAAAAGGCAGAGUAAGGACUGGACGAGAACAGCGAGAGAAUCUGAACAAGAUAGCCUGGGCUUGGGUUGGACAAUGCUCCAGGGCAGCUGCUGAUGGUCCAUUUCCAUUGCUCAGGCGUAGGCGCUGCGUUCUGGCCCCGAGUUGUCUCGCUUGAUUGGAGAGCGGCUGCGAAAGAGCACAACCCACGUAUCGGCCACCAGCACGGUGGAAACCCCUUCAAUAAAACAGCUGGGGCCUGGGUUGAGGCCUAUUGCCUCUGCA
Elgaria multicarinata webbii is the source of this 1592-nucleotide messenger RNA. RefSeq names its product ALG3 alpha-1,3- mannosyltransferase (gene ALG3). The transcript has 9 exons. The record is from RefSeq and is a predicted model, not a curated record. Bases 11 to 1345 code for a protein of 444 amino acids. Gene Ontology annotation, molecular function: dol-P-Man:Man(5)GlcNAc(2)-PP-Dol alpha-1,3-mannosyltransferase activity. Gene Ontology annotation, cellular component: endoplasmic reticulum. NCBI's taxonomy places the organism in Eukaryota, Metazoa, Chordata, Lepidosauria, Squamata, Anguidae.